AAACCAUGGUGAGCAAGGAAAACAGCAAGGUCGUGCUAUCCAACUCAGAGUCAGAUUCAGAGGCAGGCCCGUCACAAAGCCUGGAGACGCAGUACGGUCCUGACGGCAAACAGCAGGUGAAGAAGAGGAACAAAGCCUUACAAGUCCGCUUCAAGGACAUAUGUGACGCCCAAAAGGAGCAGCAGGCAGGGGGGCGAGGAGCCAGGUCCAUUUCCUGUAAAGUGGCAUACAGGAAGUACAUGACGAUGCCUGCGCGGCGCUCCAUCCCCAAUGUGACUAAGAGCACAGGUGUCCAGACGUCACCGGACCUUACGAAACACUACCAGACUUUCCCCUUCGAGCGAAAGAAAGGACACACGAUCAAACACACUGCCUUGGUGGAGGAGUACAAGGGCCAAAACAACGGGUUUUUGAGUGACUUGAAAGGGCAGGAGGAGGCGCUAAGUUUAGAGGAGUGCUCGUCCUCUCAGGGUGCAGGGAAGCAUGUGCGGCAGACGCAAGCACUGCUCCACCACACGGACGACAGCAGUGGCACAGAGGAUCUGUUAUCCAUUGCCAACUGUGUAGACGGGCGUGCGUGCCCGGACUCCUCUAGACUCACAAAGGACACAGAGUGCUUUGCAAACGACCCAACUCCCAGGGGAGAGCCAGAGAACCUUGCCUGUGGCGCGAAAACCAAACACAAAGGAUUAUCCAAAGCGGACGCAACUGGUGCCAACCCUUCUGCCAAGCGCCAGCUGGCCAACUGCGAAGAACCCUUACAGGACACAAGGUCAAAGGUCACAAGUCCCGUUGCCUGGAACUCCCUGACGCAAGUGGAGGGUCUAGGCCUAGGGAGUCCAUUGGUGUGCUGCAAACGCAAAAAGGCCAUGCAGCCCAAUGGACAACAGUCCCAGACACUGCCCCACCCCCACAGUGCUGGCUGCUCUGUAGCUAAGGUAAAGGCACAUCAGUGCCGAUCAGGGACUUUACCAGCCCCAAUGAAACCCCAACCGGGCCUGGAGGGCCAGGCUUGCCCCCCAGGACGGCAGGGUGCCUGCAAGGAGAUAGUGCCCUUAGCUGGGAACGGGGAUAUUAAAGAAAAGCUCCAGGCCAUGGAAAACCUCAUCAGCUCCAGUCAGGAGACCAUCAAAGUCUUACUGGGGGUCAUCCAAGAGCUGGAGAAGGGUGAGGCUCAGAGAGAAGGGUGAGUGGAACUCAUUUAUAUCAACCAGGCAUCAUAUAGAAUUGCCAGUACAUUUACGUCAUUUAGCAGAUGCUCUUAUCCAGAGAAACUUACAGGAGCAAUUAGGGUUAAUUGCUUUUCUCAAGGUCACAACAACAGAUUUUUCACCUAGUCGCCACAGGAAUUUGAACCAGUGACAUUUCAGCGACCUUUCGGUUGCUGGCCCAACACUCUUAACUACUAGGCUACUUGCCGCCCGGCAUAACUGACCUACUCAAGUAAAACAUACAUUUCUGUGUGUGGUUCAAUCUUCACUGAGGUUUGAUGUUCUUGCUAGUUCUGCAGCCCUUGAAACUGCUGUGGUCUACAGAAUGUGUAAGCUAAAUCAAGCAUUGAAUACAAACAUCAUGGCUGCCUGUGUCAUUUAAUUCCAAUAGCAAGGAAGUAAGUGGUCUCUGAUUGUACUGUAGAUACUGUACUGUUCUGUGUAUUUGCUCAGGGGUACAGAGAAACUAACAAGUGCAUAACAUUUCUGAGCCAUGUCCAAUAGGCCACACCUCUACAGCAAUAGACUGAACGUACAAGGCUGUCUGCUUUGCUCCCUAAAACCCGGAGCGGCACAAAGCUAAUUGUAUUAAGCCUUCUCCAAAGCCACCGGACUCCCCUGACGUUGCUCCCUGAAACCUGGUUUAAAAGUACCAAUUAGCAGCGACUCAUAAAGCACUGGCUUUCAUCUGGCUUUCAAGUGUGUGGCUCAUAUGGCACCUUCAAUAUGUUUCAUCACUAUUAUUAGAGCCUGCUACUCACCAUGAGGCCCCAGCAUCUCAACUCCCUCCCCACCGUGUCUCUCUCUCCCUGCCAAGCCACUCUAACUCCCUCACCACCUUCUCUCUCCCUGCCAAGCCACUCUAAAGCUGUCUGUCUUCAAAGUGAUGAUCCCAGACUACUGGUGGAACAGAAUAGUGUCUGAAAGCCCCUCUUAUUCUCACCGGGAUUUUGGCAUCAUGUGGGUGGGUUUUUCAGGAAAAGCUCUGCUUCUAGUGCACACAGUGAUGUGUUGACGAGAGGUUUCAGUGCUGUUCCCAGUAGACCAAGGACUGAGACAGGCACAUUUAUAACACACUGUGUUGAGCAGUGGUUACUUGGUUUACAGAUGUUUGCAGGACCUUAUCAAUGACGCUCAUUCCCAUUUCUAUUGGCUUUAUUUAUGCUCACAAAAUCAAUCAAUGUGAGGUGAAUGAUUAGUGUUGCACAAGCCUCUCUUUCAUCCCUGUGCUAAACUACUAUCACAUUCUGAGGGUCAUCACUGGUCCAACACUCCUGCUGGUUUCAAAGUCUCAGGAUGAUUUGCUUACAGUUCCUACCAAUCAGGUUAGGGACUGAAUCCUAUCGUGCUAACGUACAGGAUUAUCCAACCUGACCCUACUGUAUCUGUUGUUGAUAGGCUAUCAAUAGAGCAUAGAGCGAAUUCCAUUCGGCCAGGAGGUCAGUGGUAUAGGGACAGUGAGGACAUCUCUACGGAGAGCUGACGUGUGCAAAUAACACCGGAGUGAGCCUGUGCCAACAAAUAACACCGGAGUGAGCCUGUGCCAACAAAUAACACUGGAGUGAGCCUGUGCCAACAAAUAACACCGGAGUGAGCCUGUGCCAACAAAUAACACUGGAGUGAGCCUGUGCCAACAAAUAACACUGGAGUGAGCCUGUGCCAACAAAUAACACCGGAGUGAGCCUGUGCCAACAAAUAACACUGGAGUGAGCCUGUGCCAACAAAUAACACUGGAGUGAGCCUGUGCCAACAAAUAACACCGGAGUGAGCCUGUGCCAACAAAUAACACCGGAGUGAGCCUGUGCCAACAAACAGUGGCACAGCUUAAAGAUUACUUAUAGUGUCAGAGCUUAGAGAAUUACUUUCCGACACAGCGUCCACACAUAAAGUAAUCUGGCCUAGCAGAAUAGAACAUUGGUACAUUGCUAGAUUAAUUGAAAAUACAGUUCAGUAAAUACAAUUGUCGUUUAGAUGGUGUAUUACAGUACAUGGAGGUUGUGCUAGAAAUGUGAUGACCUUGAUUAUGAUUGUACCACUUAAUAUCUCAACAAAAAAACUCCCUUCUGUUUGGUGACUCUAUUGACCUUUUUUUUCCAACGAUUUGAUAUAUCAAAGGAGUUAUUGUGUAUUCAGGCCCUCAACUCCACAGUCAACAGCAACCACCUCUAAGGUGAAAUGGACAGAUGAACUUGGUGACCUUGCAUUCCCAUCAGCACUUUCGAUCUAUCCAAGGCAGAUAAGGUCACCCUUAUGACAUGGUGAGCAGCAGGGUUCAACCUCUCUAGUUUUCAUCCAUCAGCUCCCACUGACAAUAGGCAAUUACAUGUCCUAGUGGACCCGCUUGCCCCUUCCGCUUUCCAAUUGACCACUCUCUACACACCCUCAGAUCAAAAUGAAUGAGAAAUCCCAUCGCUACCACCAACGUACGCAACAUGAUGGAUGGUGACUGUUACUUCUGGGAGAGUCCUGAAGAGAUUGAUACAGAUGCCAUCAAAUCUCCAUGCAUGUUCAGUUCACACUUAUGUCUGCUCAAGUUUGCCUCCGAGAUGCCUCAGGAGCAAAACAUACGUAGAUUUGUGCCGAAGAUGGAGGAGGCAUUGCAAUCUAAGUAAUGACAGGACAAUACAGGGCGGACACUGGGCUUUAGGGCUCUUUGAAAUGCCAUACAGAACACAGACAUCAUUUGUCAUGUUGAUUGUCUUUUGCUUCCCUAAGUCUCAUUAUUUUCUGAGAACGUUGAGUUGGAGGGAGAUCGAGUAUAUUGACUUUUCUGUAGUAUUCAUAAACAUGAUUAAUAAUGCAUUUUGUUUUGUCAGAAAGUUGACAAAAACCAUUUGUAUACUGUGUCAUAAGGAAAGAGAUGAGCAUAUUAUAUCAAGUGAGCAUGUCUAUUCUCUGACCAACCUAAUCUCACAGAAGACUGUACCAUUCAUAACACAAAUCCAUAUCGGUUUGAAAAAUAGAGCAUGUAAAUUAAAAUAAUGCAAGCCAAAUGAGCCAUGAAAAUCUUCCAAUCUCUCACCACUCCCCAGGCUUUCCUACCGAACGGGACAGGACACAGCCAACUGUGACACGUGUCGAAACAGUGCCUGCAUCAUUUAUAGGUGAGUACCUUAACAUUGUUAACAGCUUGAAAGGUCCCUUACGCCUGCUUUGGCAUAACAUACUGAUGGCAUGAGACAAAAGAUCCCUUACGGAAAAACCACAGGAAUUUUACGUGAACACGUGAAGUGUUCCAAAAACACGUUUUCAUUCGGUGUCUCUGUAAGGUGUGCUUUAUGUGUGAGGUGAUAUACUAUAAAGCGACAAACCAAGUGCUAAUAGUCAAUUGAAUAUAAUGCAUUUUUACUGUAGGCCUUUCAAUGUUUUUCAUAUAGCAAUCAAUGCCUUUUCCGGUAAUGAGUAGAAUGGAAUACUUUACUGGAUAUUAUUCUUCUCACUGCAAGAUUAAGGGCAUAGCUCAGUUGUGAUACAAUAAUGACAAUUGAUUGAAUACUUCUGUCAGAGUGAUAUAAAUGAAUUGAGCACCAUACAUCUGAAUCUGAGGUGGAAAUAGAUACUAUGAAAUGGUGUGAUUGAGAUCAAUGAUAAAUUCACUGAAGGAGAAGAGAACACUCCUAUAUGGGCCAGAUCAAUGAUGAAAAUAAACGUUUGAUAUCCUAUUACAAUGAUGCAUAGACGUCCUCAACUCUAAUUUCAGACUCUGGUAAUAAAUACAGAAUAUAGUCACUGUAGAAAGGAAUUAACACAUAAGCCGAAUUGGAAGCAGCAAAUUGAGUUGAAUUUCUAGACACAGGUGGUGCAAAUAUAACGUUGUUAUUGUAGAAGGUAAUAAAAUAAAUAAAGACAAAUCUCUCCAGCACAAUUGCAAAGCACUGUGGGUGAAGCAUACCUCCUGAGGGAAUAAGUAAUCAUACACAACAGGGGGAAAUGAAUUAGCCCAGAGAGGAAAUGCAAUUGGGGCUCGUACAGUAUGAGAGCAGCUGGGAACUGGACACGAUAUCCUGACAGAGAGUCCCCUUUCAAAGUACCUUAUGAAUAACUGCUGCAGUGAUGGACGCUAAAAGCCAUGGAAACUUGACUCAACUUCUGAGUCCACUUCACUGGUCCAGAAGUAGAUGACUAACAAUUCAAUUUUGAUAAACACCCACCACCCAACUGUCUCACUUGGGUAAACACUCGCAGAUGUUCUGACUUCUCCACUCGUCUGAGAGACAUAAACAACCCUCAGGCAGGUUGCAAAAUCCACUCACACUGUGACUCCAUUCAGAGACAAGAAUAAAAACAUCCAUCUUAGAGAUCAACGUCAAUUCAAACAAUAUACAGUAUUGCAGAACAUACUGUAGCAUACCAUCUGAAUAGUACUGAGCGUCCAAAGUCUGGCAAGAUCAAGAUGUUAGUCGUUGUUGUACCCUAGUGUGCUUGCAAACACCUUCCAUUGUGUUCUGCUUCUUCAGCUGUACGGCCUGUUCCAGCCUUGCAGGCAGAGAAAGACUCACAGGGGACAACUUCAGAUAGCAGGGUUUGUGAGGUCACUGAGUUGCAAAUAAACACCAGAACAAGCACUACUGCAGCAGAGUUCUACAUUUAAAAAGUGAACCAAUUUCUAAAAAUACAAGUCUUCUCAUGUUCAUUUUUUGCACUCAUUAUCGUCGUCUUAGUAAACAACUCAUGCAUAAGUACAUCUGCUUUACUCAAUGACAAAACAGCAUACAUUUGUAUAUUUUGACUGAGGGGACAUCUAACUUUGACCAACAACCUCACUCUAGUCUCCAAUUAGUAGAUGUUAAUCUCCAUCUUCACCUAAUCAAUUCCUUGUCAAUCAAUGUUCUCAUCCAAUCAAAGCCUAUUUUUUUGUUCAUCCCUGGGGUGUUAAUCAUUAGUCCAAACAGUUGCAACCAGUUGUGUUUUGCAAUGAAAACAAGAGUUUCUAUUGGGCAAAUUCAGGUAGGUCCCUCCCUGUUUCGUUCCGUUCGCUUCAGUUUAAGAAACGUUUUGCAACAGGAGUAAUAAAUACACCACUGUUCUCUUGUGACAUGUAUAAAGAAUGCAUAAUUUAACAGCCAUGGUGUCAGAUUGAAGGAACUGACAUGCAGGAAUCAUUAAUGUAAUUAUGUGUUAUUUCCUGCAACAUAGUCUCAUGAGAAAUAUGUUACAUUUUCUCAAGCAAUGAUCUAUGAUCUGAGAUAACUCAUGUCACAAAGCACAUUUGCUAGUACAGUAUCUAAUUGAAGACCAGUAUGGCAUGAAAGAGGAUUUCAAAUGAUUCAAUUCAUACCCCGAAUUCUGCUAUGAGUCACAUUGCUUAGUAUUGUUGUCUUCCGGAUUUACAACCCAUGUAAUGUAAUUAGUGUAUGUAUGAGCUGUUGUGUGCUAACAAAGUGAUUACGGUAGUUGAUGUGUCGGAAUGAUUAAACUAGAAUGCUCCUUCUUGUUUGUGAUGCUAUAUGCAUUUGGUGUGAUAUGAUUACAGGAUUGCAUUAAUUAAACACAGUUCCCAUGCAUGUCAUAACAGGCUAAAACUAAACAGAUAAAUAAUAAAGCAUAGGUCUGAGAGCCAGACUAAAAUAGAAGUAUUUACGUUGGUAAUAUGUGUGUGGGUAGCCUAAUGUCCUUUGGGUAUGUGGAGUGUAUGUACUAAAAAAAGAUGUCUUGAAAAACACUUGUAAUUCCCAGAUUACUACUGAAUAAGCCGCGACAUGUUCCUUUUUCAUGUCCAUUCUCAUCAUCAUCCAAGAGGGCCUUAAUAUGUACACAUUUGCUGCUUUAUUCAUGGACCUUGGUUAGCGAUAUGUAAAGAUCAAAUCAAAUCAAAUUGUAUUGGUCACAUACACAUAUUUAGCAGAUGUUAUUGCAGGUGUAGGCGAAAUGCUUGAAUUAUGAAUGGCUUUGCUUCAGUUGAUUGCAAUCGAGAUCCUGAAGUGGUGCUUGAUACUUAUUUAAGUUACAGGGUCACAUGGAAGGAAGCAGAUAACAUACUGUUUACUAACUGCAGAUGCAUUACAGUACAUUACAUCAUGAACACUAUAGGGUCAGAGAUUCAUACAGUAUCCUGUACAGAGGCAAACAAACACUAAACUACAAAGUAUACAGCCAGGAAGCAUAAUGGGCACAGAACGAAAACUGUUCUGAUAGAGACAGAAAGAUGAAGUAGUAAACAUGUUGUCCCACACGAAUGAUGUAGCCAAUUGAGAUUUUGUGUGUGACUAACACAUUUCAGUUAAUUACUAUAGCUCCUGCCUUGGGCCAAUCAGUGUAAUUUUGUAAAUGCCGGAUCUCUACGGCAAAACGCAUCAUUCACCUUAGUUCUUCAAAAUCGUCCCAGUGCUGUCUGAGAUAUCGCGUGUGACUAACGUACCAACUAACGUAUGAACGUACGAACGAACGUACGAACGGAUGGCGAUAGAUCCACAGUCCACUCCCCAAUUUCCUCUUGGGGGACAAUUAUAACGCUCUUUAUCAAUGCACUGAUCACAGAGAGACAACAGCUUCACAAAGACCCAGGUCAAGAAUGCAUGAUCAUUCUGUUCAAAACUUGAGAUAAGCAAUAGAAGGCUCUCAACAAUCCCUAACAAGGGAAAUACGUUUUCCACUGAAAGUGCCAGGAUGUAACCUUUCUAAACAAAGGCGUUCCAUGAAAAGUCGAUACAAAUGAUCAAUUUUGUUAUUAGAAGAAGGCCUGUGGAACGUGUACGAAGGAAAUUAUUAUAAUUCCAUCUGUGGUCAACAGAUUUUUCAGCUCAUCGUUCCUAAAUUGUGCAUCUCUGCAUUUCUUUUUUUACUGCCCUUGAAUAGGACUUAACAGCGAUUGGCAAGCAAGACGACAAUCUAUCAAGUGCUGUCUGUCUCUGCCAAAGCAAACGGCAGUAAAUAUAUCCCAAAACUUUGCAAAUAGCUUUAGUUAAUUUUUUUCUCUACCAUAUCUCCUUCCUCGAUCUUGCUUAUUUACAGACUGGAUCGAGUGAUGUGUCACACCGAAGAUAUUUAUCAAAGUCUACCAGGUGAACGAUGAGUGUUUACGCUUUUUCUUAUAGCAUGCAUUCUAUCUACAGUAUAUCACGUUUUACAGUGUAUAUAUUUAACCAGUCCUUUUUUGCAAUUCUUUCUUUUCAGAGAUUGUUGUCGAUGUCUUGAACUGUUACGUUAUGACCAUGGCUUUCAGUGCUAGCUAUGUUGAUAAAACUAGAUAUCUGACAUAAACUUGAACUUGAACAUACAGUAGAGUAUAUUCUACAGGUUUGUUUGAGUACACCAUUCUUUGUCAUGACAGGUCUAUUUCUGCCAGGGCCUGUGGUGGUGACUCAAAGUGCUCAUAGGGCAGCAAUAAUCAUCUUGCUGGGCACACCACUCAGCCCUUCCACUUAAUGAGCUGGCCUGGGUACAGUGAGCAGAAUUAAAAAGAGCCAAGAACAAAAAGAAUCUGAACCAAAAGGCCAAUUAUUCCUCAGACUUGGACAGUAACUACUCAUUGCCAAGAUUAGCAGCCGUGGCGAUGUGGCCUCUAAUUCCAAAUAGCAAGUCAGUACCCAUAUGGCUAAUAGAUCCAGGACUUGGGCUCCUGCCGGUGCUCAGUUGAGCUGAGGUAGUCAAUAUACAAGCCCUACCCAGAAUUCAACACACGACCAACACUCCCAGCCCCCUCCCCCUUGUAUACUGCAGCAUCCCAUGCAUCACUGCUACUGAUACAAAUAGUACACAAACAGAGCAGAGAGAGGGAGAGGAGGAGAUGAGAAAGAAAGAGAGGGAGAUGGGAGGGAGAGAGAAGGAGGAAGAGGGAUGGAGAGAGAGAGCGAAAGAGAGGGCGAUGGGAGGGAGAGAGAGAAGGAGGAGGGAUGGAGAGAGAGAAAGAGAGGGAGAUGGGAGGGAGAGAGAGAGAGAAGGAGGAGGGAUGGAGAUGAGAGAGAAAGAGAGAUGGGAGGGAGAGAGAGAAGGAGGAGGGAUGGAGAUGAGAGAGAGGGCAUAAAUGCCCCACUGCUGUAGUCACAUCACAUCCCAUUGAAAAGCAGGCUGGGGAAACAAAUGAAAAAAAUGCAUCUGACCGCAGAAAAGCAGUCUAAGCGGGCCCCUGAGAAAACAGUGGACGUAGAGAUAGAUUAUGGCCCAGUGUUUCUAGCUUCUGCUCCUUGCAGUUCCCAUGCUAAUGUCCUUCUGGAGCUUAUACCACUUAGUCUGGCUCUGCAGUAACAUCAACAGUAAACAGUGUGGGGUCUUUGCCCAUAUCCUAUACCAAGAGAGCACAAAGGCGUAGCCUGCUUUCUAAUGCACACCCAUACUGAAUGGGUGAUUAUUCAGUGUUCAUAAUGUCUAAUAGGUACAAGAAUAAGAUUACAAAAAGGAGAGGGUUGAAUCUUGUUUGCACAGAUGUUUUAUUACAUUUGAGGCUAAUAAUGCCUUUACAAAUCAGUACUAAUACAGUUCCUGGUUGUGUAAGUUGGGUUUAAUGAAGAUGUCAUUCAAUUACCGUACUCUUAAGAGCAAGUAGCUAAUUAGUUUAGCUCUUAUAACCCCAUUCUGUUAAUGGAGAAGCAGUUGUUUCAUUGGUGUUGAGAGAGCUUGGAGUAUCGAUGUGUUCAUUAAAGUACAUGUCUGUCAGUCUGUGUGUGGACAUGACUGUGCUAUUGUAAGGCAGUCAACCAUUAAAUAGAGCUGGACCUUAGUUGGCUUUUUAACAAUAAAGGCACUCUAUCAAAAUGGCCCCUCAUCAGUCAAAGGGAAAUAUGCUCAAUGGUUUCAAGUCAUUUGUACUCUGGUGAAUUAAAUCAAUAAACCAAUUGAAGUACUGGAUGGCAAGUACAAUUUGUUGAAUAUGUUUGGGGAACACAUUAGGCCUAUACCAUACAUGUAGGUAGCCCAGAAGGAGAGACAGAUAGGGAACAUUGUACAAUAAUAUCCUGGAAGUGAUAUGAGAAGGGGAGAAAAUAUCAAGAGCAUUUGCAUCUUCAUUUAGCAGAAGCUCAAUCUUGAAUAAAAAUCUAACAUACAGUAAUGGUAAAGUAAUGUGGUGGCAAACCAACAUCAUUACAGAAGUAGAAACAAACCAGCGAAGGGAGACAGUGAGAGGAUAUAGGAGACAACAUCCACCAACACCUCCCACCCAUAAAGAACAAUCAUUAAACAGUGUUCACUCCAGCUAAACAAUCAGGCACCAGUGAUCACAGACACAGCUAUUCCCAGACCGUAGCUUAACAGAUAAUUAAUCUUCUUGUGAAUGGUUGAAAAUGAUACACCCCACCUUUAGCCGUCCCAAUCUGUUGGCGAUGAGAUGAUCUGAGAUCUGUGGUCUUUGUUAACUCAGUCACCUGCUCCCCAGGACCACCCACACAGUACAGUGUGCCUCAGGCUCCCUGCAGAGCCAAUUGUCCACAGCAUACAGUAAUUGCAGCUCUCUGCCAAGUGAUUAAUUGCUUAAUAAGUGCCAAGACCAUUCCAUAGUGUGCUGCGCUGUUGUCUUUUGUGCUGUUCUCUAGCGAAAGCUUGGCAUCAACAAGAGCCCAGAGAUGGUGAACUUUUAGAAUUGCUCUAAAAAUACAGGGAAAUAAGGUCACUUCUUCUGUAAAUAUACAAAGCGUGCAACUCGUUUCAAAAGUUGUGGCAAUUCAGUCUUGAUGGAAAUAAGAAGCUGGUCUUUGGUCAUUGUGUGUCGCUAUUGAGCAAUGUGAAACAAAAUAAAAUUGUCACAUGCGCUGAGUACAACGGGUAUAGACUUUACUGUGAAAUGCAUGCUUACGAGCCCUUCCCAACAAUGCAGUUAAAAAAUUAUGAUAAAAAGAAAACUUGUAACACAAGAGGAAUAAAAUACACAAGAAUGGAGCUACAGCAUAUACAGAGAGUACCAGUACCAGAUCAAUGUGCAGAGGUAUGAGGUAUUUGAGGUAGAUAUGUACAUAAAGGCAAAGUAAAGUGACUAGGCAUCAGGAUAGAUAAUAAUAAGAGUAAAAUAAAGAACAGAGUAGCAGCAGCAAAUUAUGUGUAAAAGUGUGUGUUUAUGCGUGUGUAUGUGUGUUUGUGUUGAGUUGGUAUGCGUGUGUAUGUUAUGUGUGUGCGUAUGUGCGUAUGUGUGUGGGUUUUGUGUGAGAGUGUCAGUGUAGUGUGUGUCAGUGAGUGUGUAUACUGUAUAGUGGGCAGUGUAUUUGCCAUAACAAGCAGUGAUGCAGCCAGUUAAGGUGCUAAGCGGACAUAAGGAAUUGUUUUAAGAUUGUCAUACUAUGGCUUAUUUAGAUAUUUGAUUUUGAAUUUUAAUAAUCAAAAUUUGAUAAAAUAUUGAUUUAGGCUUUUACUACGCUUAACCCGGAAGCCAGCUGCACCAAUGUGUCAGAGGAAACACCGUCCAACUGGCGACUGAAGUCAGCUUGCAGGCGCCCGACCUGCCACAAGUAGUCGCUAGAGCGCGAUGGGACAAGGAAAUCCCAGCCGGCAAAACCUAACCCGGACGACGCUGGGCUGAUUGUGCGCUGCCUCAUGGGUCUCCCAGUCACAGCCGGCUGUGACACAGCCUGGGAUCGAACCCAGGUCUGUAGUGAUGCCUUAGACCGCUGCGCCACUCGGGAGGCCUUUAUUUUAUUAUUUUUGUACACAUAUUUUCAACACAUUUUGGGGUAGGCACAGAACUACCUUCAUACUUCCAUUCGUUUUUUAAAACCGGUACCGGGUUACCUUCAGACGAGUCAUGUGACACUUGUGGGGUACAUAGAGCAAAACGGAGAACACCGUCAUAUUCGUGAGAAUCUCCCCUUUUCACAGUUUGUAGGUCAAACCCUUCGGACACUACCAAAUAGAAGUUGGCACAUCCACAGUACCGACUUAAGACGAGUCUCCUGACACUUGUGGGGGUUGUAGAGCAAAACGGAGAACACCAUUGUGUUCGUGAGUGUCUCAUCUUUCCAUAGUUUGUAGGUGAAACCAUUCGGACGCACACUGCAUACGUUUUCAUGAAAAGACCAAUUUUCGGGAUGUCUCAUGGUGUGACAAACACAGCUCUAGCUCUGCCACCUUUCAAAGCAGAUGCGGUAGUGCGGUAGUGUGUUGGAUUGAGACGUAUCCAAUGCAAAAAAACAGAUAUCUCUAGCUUAAAUUGACAGAUUUUAAUGUGGAUUUUUUUGUUAUGUAACUUAGACUGACGCACUGGCGCGUCAAUCGACUCCCAGGGGUUAAUUAACUGUAUAUAUUCAAGAUUGUAUUUAUAGUCAAGUUUAUAUUCAUAUAAUCAGACCUUUAUUGAUUGAUUCAAUCUUCUGCACUGCCAAAUUCCUGUCUGGCGCCCUGUACCAUUUUCUCUGAAGGUUGUAAUAGAGUUGAAUAACUGACACUUAUCGUAACGGUAAGGAUAGUUACUAAGAUUAAUUCUGUCACUUUAAGCAGAGCAUCGCCUUCAGAAAAUGAAUUGGGCUGCCUGUCAGGCCGGUGAAUCUGAACGGAGCUGAACAGGGCUUUGUACAUUCAUCUGGCUGCCUAAGCUGUCUACACUUAUGUUUGACCUUGGAGGGUUUAAUGUCCUUUCAGCAGGUUUGGCUCUUCCUCUAUCCUUCCAUGUGUUUGGCUGGCAGAAAUAUUCCACUUCAAAUGGUUCUAUGCUUUCAAUAAAAAAGUGUAUCAAUGAUAAAUAAGAUCAGUCUUAAACAACAUUGUGUGAUAAGGUUCAUGCUACUUGCCUUUUGGAAAAUGUAACUUUCUGCUGCUACUGCUACUAUUGCUAUUGUUGCUUCUACUGCUGUACAACCACACAUUGCAAUCUUCAGAGAACGGAUGUUUUUUAUUAAGUUGGCAGAGGAUUGGAAAAUAUAAUGACUAAAUAUUUUUAGUCAAGAUGUAUUAAAUGGGCAGGCAGGUAUGACAGUAUGAUUCAUACUUGACUCAUUCCAAGCUAGUAGUCUGCCAAGGAUGAUACAUAAAUACUGUACAUACAUGUAGAUGAACUUAAUCAAUAGCUGUAUAGAUGGGGAAUACACAAUGUAUACUAAUGCAUAAUAUGUCCUUCGCUUAUGCUGUAGCACGUCCGGGUCUGCCCGGGUUCUGAAUGAUUUCAUUUGGUUGGGAUUAAGCUGCUUCUCCCAACAGUGAGAUAUUUAAUCUGAGAGUUCAACCUCGGUGCCCGAAUGGAAUCAGAUGAUGGCCAGCCAGGGAUUACAGGAGCGGAUGAGGAAAUCAGACUUCAGAAACGACCCAUAUCCCAACGGACAUACUGUAUCAUGUUAGGGAAUACCCUUGACUAUGCACUGAAACAUACAGAUGUGCAGACUGUUUACAUUUGUCUGAUUUCACACUCAGUACAUAUCAGCAUCAGAGGAAUUUCUUUGUGUUGCUAUGAGAAUUAUCAGACUGUACUGUGCCCUCCCCCGACAAUCCAUCUGGAGCCUAUGGCUAGCGACUGCCCUGGAUUAUCAACAGACAAAUUGAAUGCCAGCAUUUUGGCAGUACUCUUGCAUUCUAUUAUUAACUUAAAAUAACUUUUAUGGGAUCAAAAUCCAAUGUACCAGAUUGUGCAGAGUCAUGGUUCAUAUUUGAGCUGCGUCAUUCAUGUAAAAUCUGUGAUACCCACAAUUAAGACUGGUUUGAAUGUAAUUUAAUCUCUUAAAUCCUGGUAGUCUAAAAACUAAAACUAAAAUAGGAUUGAACCGCCCUUCCACGGUUGUUUCAAAUUGUAGUAUUUUCCUUCUCUAAGUAUUUACCGUAUUUAGUAGAAUUACCAGUAGAAUUCAGACAUUUACAUCCAGUUUAUCCCCCACAACAAUAAAUGCAGAUUGUGUUUUAUUGUAUGUUAGUGUGUUAACUCAAUGCAAUUGUUUUUUUUUGUGUUGCAGUGUGGAGCUGGACUUCAAGCAGCAGGAGGACAAAUUACAGCCCCUGAUUAAGAGACUGUGCCCCUUGGACGACCCUCAAUACCCUGCUCUGCCUUACCCCCACGAGGUGUUCACCUCAACCCCCAAACGCAAGUCCAAGACAGAGUCCAAAAAGCAUGGUCGCUGGAAACUCUGGUUCCUU
Messenger RNA from Coregonus sp. 'balchen', 14189 nucleotides. The record is from the annotation of a GenBank genome assembly. Lineage: Eukaryota; Metazoa; Chordata; Actinopteri; Salmoniformes; Salmonidae.